UGAAUCAUUUUUAUGUUGUGAUUUAUUGCGUUCAUACAAAUCACUUCUUCGUCCAGCAUUUUGUUUUUUCUUGUUCUCAUGAUAAAGAGACUGGCACUAUGUAUAUAUGUAUAUUAUGCUCUUCCCCGGGUAUAUUAAAUUUCCAAAUUAAUGCAAAAUUGUCUGUAAAUUUACACAAAAACUCACCUAAAUGCUUAUGAAGACUGAGAAAAUUGUCUAUUUUUCUAGGGUAUUGUGUUCCUCAAAAAUAGAAGUUCUUAUAAGUUUUUUUAAACGACUUGGUUUUACAACAUCGCCGAUGGAGUUUAAUUAAUUUUCUGACCAGAAAUAUCUGAGCCAGAUCUCCGGUUUCCUAGAACUGAAGAACCAGCAAUAAAACACCUUGUUUUGUCACUUGAGGUAUAUAUACUCAACAUGGGAGAGAAAGAGUGCAAUAAAAGGAGUUGGCUUGGUUUGAAAUAUUACCAGUAUGAACUAAACACUGGAAUAUAUAUGUUUGAGCCAUGGGAAAAAAGCCUGUUUAAUAUAAUUUUACUUGGAGUUUUGCUUAUGAGUUUGGUAUCCUCAUACUUUUUCAUGCCCCCUUCCAUACGACGAGGAAUGGAGUUGCUUGGACUGUCAUAAAUAUGGAUUUGAUUUGCUGCUGCAUAUAAGUUUUUCAAUAGUUGCAACAUUCCAGCAUUCUGUGGCAUGUAAAUUAUUGUGAAACUCAUGGACCUUGAACUGAUAUAUACAUUGAGGAUGAUAUUUCAUGUUCGUGAAUUAAUUAGAUUUUAUAUAUAUUUAUUUAUGUUUUUUUAAUAACAUUUGAUAGUUCAUUUCUAUAAUUGGAAGUCAUGUGUGUAUUGUACAAUAUAAGUUUUCUUUGUAAUCACAAUAUGUUAUGUGAACCCUUUAUAUAUAGACUUAUAGACGACUGCAUUUUACUAGUACCUUUCUUCUAUUUCCAUUGUAUUGCGUAAAGCAUGUCACCUAACUAACUAACCAACAAUCAAAAUCUGUGUUUGUUUAUGUCUGUUGUGUCCAGUUGAAGAGAAUGUUUUUACUUUCUUUGAACUGUUAGGAUUUGUCAUAUUUUAACUAUAUUCAAUUUAAUAAAAAUCUGUGUUGUCGAAUAAAAUAUAAGUAGUGUUAUAAAUUUCGUUAAUUUUUGGGGGGGGCAGGGGGACUUAGGAUCUACUGAGAAUUGAUACUAUGAAAUUAAAUAGAAACAUGUUUAUAUCUAAGAAAAACAGUGGAUAAUUGUCAUUUCAUGUUAUUUUCAAUUAUGAGUGACAGUGUCCUCUAUCUUGCAAUUUAACGAUCUCUGUUGAUGCAGUAAAAGGUGACUUUGUUAUUUUUAAAUAUUUUAACAUCAGAUUUUGAAUUCAUAUUAUUCUUUGUCCAAUACUGAAAUGACUAAAUUUAAGUAUCGACUAGACUAGUGAACUACAAAAAUAAAUAUCAGCUCAUGGAAAUGACUGCUGUUAGGAAAUCUCUAAGCUUGAAUGAAAAGUUGAUUGAAGCUGAAAAAGCAAAGAAUGCUGGCAAUAGUUUCUACAAAGAUGGAAAUUUGCAGAAAGCAAUAAAAAAAUAUCAUAUUUCUCUCCUCUACUUAAAAGAUGUCGAAAAACCUUCACCGUUAGAUAAGUUGAGUGGAACUGAACCAGAAGAGAUAUCAGAAGAACUUUUAGAUGAUAUUUUCAAACUAAGGUGUUCCUGUUAUAAUAAUUUGUCAGCUGUCAUGUUGAAAAAGAAAAAUUACGAAAAAGUGAUAACCUAUGCAACGGAGGUUCUCACCAAGGAGUCGAAGAAUGUGAAAGCCUUUUUCAGACGUGGUCAGGCUUACUAUGCAACCAAGAAUAUCGAAAAAGCAGAAGAUGAUUUUCUUGCGAUAAAACAAAUUGAUAGUUCAGAAAGUUGCGCUGACAGAUUCUUCCCGUUAAUAGACGCAGCAAAGAAGAAACAACUUGCAAGUGAAAAAGAAAUGUGUCGUAAAAUGAUGAGCAACGGUUGACAGUCUGUUUUUCUUCUUUCUUUCUUUUGUAUAUAAAUAUUUCCAGUUUUUUCAAUUAUAUUAUGAAUUAAA
Molecule: messenger RNA, 2068 nt
Organism: Hydractinia symbiolongicarpus
Lineage: Eukaryota; Metazoa; Cnidaria; Hydrozoa; Anthoathecata; Hydractiniidae
Exons: 6
Coding region: 1451-1996 (181 amino acids)
Molecular function (GO): protein binding
Source: RefSeq, a predicted model, not a curated record